AUGGUGUGGACUUCACCAUCCCCGGCGAAGCGUCGAGUCGAUCUGGAGAGCCCCACCGGUACUAGCCUUCUCUCCAUGAGCACACCGGGAACCCCGGGCACAGGGCAUACGGUCUCCCCCGGGGAUCUGCCAUCCGGCCGCAAGCAACUGAAUGACGUGGUGUCGAGAGCAAUAGCCAAUCGGAAGCACUCGGGCGGAAUCAUCCUUUUGGGAGAUGCCAGCCGCGACGAUGACGCAGGAGACGGUGGCGACGAAGGCCCAGCGGCAGCUGAAGAGGCGGCGGAGGACGACCCAGCUCCUGCUGCUGACAGCAAGGUGCCGAAGACUAGAUCCGAACUGCAGAAGCUUCGCGAGAACUUUGCGAACACGAUGCACUUAUGCUUGCACUUUUAUGCCGACCGCAGCCUACAACAACAAAUGCGAUUGGUGAGCACUGCCUGCAAACCCAUCAGAGACUCCUACCACCAGUCACUGGUGGAUCAGAAAAGCCAGGCAUCCACCAUGAAGUUUCAAGCCACCCGGGCUGCAGCCGGUUGGUUCGACGUGGUCCGGGAUACGCUCCAUCUGAUCCACGAGCGAGAGGCACUGCAGCGGUUCAACGUGACCACAUCAGUGUCAACGAGCAUCCUCGAGGAGGAUGAUGAUCUGGCAAAGGAGCCCUGGUUUCUUGAAGAAAGCGAGCUGGUGGAUACCUUUUGGAAACUUCUGGUGGAAUUGGCAUCGGCAAGAUCCUGGAGCCAGGUGCAAUUCUCGACUAUCCAACCUUGUGCUUUAGCGAUUGCGCUGAGCCCGGACAACGGCCCGAACAGCCUGGCACAGAAGCUGCUCCACGAGCAACGUGAUACUUGGAAUGCGGUGCUCAAAGCGGAAAGAUCCGCUGCAAGCGACUCAAAGCUGGAUCCUGGUGUGCGGAGUGCCUUGAACCAGGUGCUCUGCGACUUGGGGUGGAACAGGUUGCAAGUUUCUCGGGAGGCCAUGCUGGAGUGCACGGCUGCCAACUGGAAGGUCUCCGACCAGCGUGUGCUAGAAACCGCGCGUUGCCUCUUCGCGGGGCAAGCCCAGACGAAGUAUCAUCUCGAAGAUCUGUUUGCACACCUUGUGUCCGUGGCACGAGCGUCCAAUCUUCCAACCUUCUUUACUGUGGAUCGCGAUCCCAGCAACCGAUCGCCAAUCUGGCUGUUCAACAGCAAGUUUGACAAGUGCGACUGGCUGCGACACCAAGUGAAAGUGAUCCACCCGCUGCUCGUCCCUCCUGAUCUCAGGGGAUACGGCAUCGUUUUGCAGAAAACGGGCCCACCGCAAGAGCUCGUGCCUGCAGCGCUGCGGGCAGGAAUCUUCUUGACAGUGAAGCAGAUCAAAGAGUUGCAAGGCCACUACCAUUUUGCCAUCCCGACAAAGGGAUCUGGAUCGGGGAAAAAGGGCAAUGUGGUGAAGCGCGACCUGGCAAAGGCGCUUUUGAAGUUCUUCUUUGGGGAGUCCAUGGACGAGCGAGAGUCAGAGCGGCUCUUGAGCUCGCUCAUGGGCCAGCAAUGGGACCGCCAGGGCAAAGGAUCCCCACAUGCAUCCGAGCUCGUGGCGGCUUUCAAAAGCCUGGAUGCAACAGAUCAACCGGACUUCUGCAAGUUGGCAGCCGUCGCCGCCGACGAAGUCAAGCUGAAGGAGUCGCGCGCAGCCCGUGUUGACAUGCAGGCAGUCCACGCCUCCCCAGCUUUCGAGACGCCGAGGGUGCUGAGCAAGCUCCUACCUUACGGUCCCGGCUUCGCCUGUCGGUUCAACCGUCGGCAGUGGUCUCAUGCGGUCACGUGGCAUGGUCCGCGGCGCCAACUUUCGGAAGAGGAUGCCCUGAAAGAGUGCGUGGAUGCAUGCUGGAAGGAGGUUCGUUCCAAACGCGCUCUUGCUGACUUUCAGACAGAGCCAACGAUGCAAGAGAUUUCGGACGUGGUGAGCAGCUUCGACAAGGCUACCGGCUACAAGACGCCUCCGUUCGCAGAUCCGAAUCCGAGUGCGGCUGGAUCCCCUGCUGUCAGCUCUCAAAAGUCAACUUCGGCUAUGCAAUUCAGCCCUGCUUCGCCUCGUGUUGCAAAGCCUUCUGAAUCUGAAGCUCCCCCGAAGCUGCCUGCAAUCAAGUCACGCAAGCAGAGCAAGGGCCCGACAGAUGAGCCCAUGCCCAAGCGUGCCCGGGGCCGGGGUCGGGGUCGGGGUGCAUGA
Messenger RNA from Symbiodinium sp. CCMP2592, 2208 nucleotides. The record is from the annotation of a GenBank genome assembly. NCBI's taxonomy places the organism in Eukaryota, Dinophyceae, Suessiales, Symbiodiniaceae.